CAAGCAUCAUCGGCAAAAUACAGGGUUUGCUGCAGUCUUGCAAAAAGGAUUUAUAUUUGUCUGGGGAAUGCAAGAAAUGAGAAUGGCGCGGGAAGGAAAGUAUUAUUACUUCGAGUAUCCUGUUUGUAGAUGACAACCCACGCCAUUUUUGCUAGACCUGUCUCGGCCUCUGUCCCUCAAAAUAUCAUUACACAAUAUCCAGUCGUUUUGAAGGAAUGUUGCAAACUGCCAGGGGAGAAAAAAUGUUCCUGUUCUCUGUCUGUGUGGGUGGGACGUCCAAGGGCAGUGGUGACAAUGACUGCCAACAAGAGUGCCAAGGCUGCGUCCCGAGCCGGAGGGAGUAAAGUGCCACGGGACAUUCCGGAGAGGUGCCAGUCAGCAUCUCCGCCCCCUAUUCUCAACACGGUGAGAGUGCCAACACACCCUCUGAGCGACAGUGAAGAUUCCGGCUGGCUGAGCGGGUACGCCAGAGUGGGCGAAGGCAGACUUCUGAGUCCCAGGAACUGCGGCAAUAAGAGUGCCACCCUCCGCAGUAGCUCUUCGUGCACCACUGACUUCCAAGCCCAGAGCCGGCUCAUCAAGGCCAGGAGCAUCAGUUGCCUGGACAACAAGCUCUCCAUCUAUAAGCCUGCCAGUGGUGGGGGUGACCAGGAGCAGAAGGAGAACCGACAGGAGGGAGGCCCAGCUGGAGAUGGACUAAGUCCCGGCCCAUUUGGCUGGAGCACGCUUUCCUUGGGCCCCUCCUCUAAUACUGCCCAGCACCAGCGUAGUCUGUCCCUCAGCCGCCCUGGCACCUGCCCACCAUCCACCGGUAUCCGCAAAAGGAUCUCGGAAUGGGAGUGCCGUCGGGUGCAGCUGCCUAGGAUGAGCCUGUGCCUGGACAAGAGGCCACUGGGCGAGCGUGUGGGUGGCAGCGAGGGCUGCCCCAGCCUCCUGUCCUCGCCCUGCAGUGACAAGGCCUUCGACUUCAAGGCCACGCGGAGGAUGAGUACGGCCUUCUCUGAGUGCUCCUACCCGGAGACAGAGGAAGAAGAGGUGGCAGCAGCCCUCAACCGGGACCCCUCUGGCCGCCUUGAAAAGAGACCUGGCAAGGCUGAGACCACUGACCUCUUCUUGCGCUCCCUCUCCUCAAGAAAGGAGACCUCCGCUGUCCUCAACCGGAUACAAAAGAUUGAGCAGGCACUGAAGGAAAGCCCUUCACGGGCUGUUCCUCAGUACCCCAGCAGCUGCUAUGCGCCUGAUAAAGGGCCCCAGAGAUCCUUCACAAUAGGCCGGCUUGGGGACUCGGACAGCGCCUGCACAAGCAAGCGGAGCAGCAUCAGCUCGAUUGUCACAGAGCCAGAUGUCCCUCCAAGCACGGAAAAGGUCUCCAAAGUCAAGCAGAGGUUCAGCGUGAGCUCAGCUCGCUCUGGGAGCCCCGAGCUGUCUUCCCCCACAGCGGUGGGGGGAAACACGCCUGUCAACCCUGUGCCCAAACCCAAAAGAACCUUUGAAUAUGAGGCCAACCGGAACCACAAUGACAAGUCACCAAGCAACGGUCUACCUCUUGGCAGCAACUCUGAGUCUCCUCCCCCUCUGCCCUCCACACCAGCACCCCCCAUGACACGAGGACAUAGCAAAGAGGGAAGCUUCCACAAGAAGGACAGGGAAUCGGGUGAAUCGGAGGAUGCUGCCAGCCUGUCCUCUUCCAACCCCUCCACACCCACAGCAAAUGGCUCUGCCUCCACAGACACCCGCAGCCACCCCGGCUCCAAAAGCACUUUAGAGGAGAACGCGUAUGAGGACAUCGUAGAGUCUCUCAAAGAGAACCCAUAUGAAGAUGUGGACCUGAAGGGGCGGGGUGUUGGGCGUAAGUCUCGGCUGUUAUUACCCGAGAGCUCCCAGGACUCGCUUAACAGGAUGUGGACCCACCAGGACAGGAAGUUCACUACACCUCCCCAGCUGCCCUCCAAGCCCAGCAGCCAGUCCCUACGCCUCCCAGGCCCUGCUGACAGGAAGGGCCACCGGGCAUCACGUCUGACCAAGCGCCACAGCCAUGAUGACAUGCUGCUCUUGCCACAGCUCAGUGUCUCGCCCUCCUUGCUGAAUGACAGCCUGAGCAGUACCAGCGAUACCCUGACCUCCUGCCGCCACAGGAGGGUCCCCAAGCUGGUGCAAAGAAUAAACUCUAUCUACUGUACUAAGAGGGGGAAGAAGAGACUCAAGAAGCUCUCCUUGUCAAAUAUUGAAACUGCCUCUUUGAGAGAUGAUAACAGCGAGAGCGAGAGUGACUCUGACGACAGGUUCAAAGCCCACACACAACGCCUGCUGAAGCUGCAGUCGAUGCUGCGUCGCGCCCCCAGCUACAGAACCCUGGAGCUGCAGCUGAUUGAGUGGCAGGAGCGCGAGCUCUUCCAGUACUUUGUGGUGGUGUCCCUAAAGAAGAAGCCCACCAAGAACUCAUACACCCCCGAGGUCACCUACCAGUUCCCCAAGUUGGAGAGACCCACUAAGCAAAUGAGGGAGGCAGAGCAGCGUCUGAAGGCCAUCCCCCAGUUCUGUUUCCCUGAUGCCAAGGACUGGAGCCCAGUGUCGGAGUACAGCAGUGAGACCUUCUCCUUCAUGUUGACCGGGGAGGACGGUAGCAGACGCUUCGGGUACUGCAGAAGACUGCUGCCAAGCGGCAAGGGCCCCCGUUUACCUGAGGUGUACUGCGUCAUCAGCCGGCUGGGCUGUUUCGACUUGUUCUCCAAGAUUCUGGAUGAGGUGGAGAGGCGCAGAGAGAUAUCUGCCGCCCUGGUGUACCCCUUCAUGAGGAGCCUGAUGGAGUCACCCUUUCCCGCCCCAGGGAAGACCAUCAAAGUGAAGACCUUCCUGCCUGGAGCAGGAAAUGAAAUAAUGGAGCUGCGGAGGCCUACGGACUCACGUCUGGAGCAUGUCGACCUGGAGAGCCUGUUCAGCUGCUUGAGCGUGCGACAGGUGGUGCGUGUCUUUGCCUCGCUGCUGCUGGAGCGCAGGGUCAUCUUUGUGGCUGAUAAGCUCAGCACCCUGUCCAGCUGUGUGCAUGCGGUGGUGGCCCUGCUCUACCCCUUCUCCUGGCAGCACACCUUCAUCCCUGUGCUGCCCGCCUCCAUGGUGGACAUCGUCUGCUGUCCCACGCCCUUCCUGGUGGGCCUGCUGUCCAGCUCUCUGCCCAAACUCAAGGAGCUCCCUGUUGAGGAGGCUUUGAUGGUGGACCUGGGAACAGACCGCUUCAUCAGACAGAUGGAUGAUGAGGCCACGCUGUUGCCGAGGAAACUUCAGGCUGCUCUGGAACAGGCUCUGGAACAGAGAAAUGGCAUAAUCAAUCAAGACUCAGACAGUGAAUCAGAUGAAGAGUGUAACUCCCUGAACAGCCUGGUGUCGGAGGCGUUCAUCCGCUUCUUCCUGGAGACCAUCGGCCACUACUCCCUGUUCCUGACGCAGAACGAGCGAGGGGAGCGCGUCUUCCAGAGGGAAGCCUUCCGCAAGUCCGUGGCCUCCAAGAGCAUCCGCCGCUUCCUGGGCGUCUUCAUGGAGUCCCAGAUGUUUGCCGGCUUCAUCCAGGACCGCGAGCUGCGGAAGUGUCGGGCCAAAGGUCUGUUUGAGCAGAGGGUGGAGCAGUAUUUGGAGGAGUUGCCUGACACAGAACAGAGCGGUGUUAACAAGUUCUUGAAAGGACUAGGAAGCAAAAUGAAGUUUCUCCACAAAAAGAAUUAAAGAGAACACACCUACUGUACCUUUUUGACCAAAUGUUAGACUGUGGAAUCUUUCCUGUACAAUGUCUUGUUGCAAAGUGUGCACAUUUCAAGACCCGAUAUACCAGAUACAUGUUGACUGCAGAGAAUCUGUUGUGCAUCGGGUUUAACCUAAACUGUUUCAGAUUCUGUAUAUAUUUCACCAUAAACUGAUGGUAUUCAUUUUCAAAUGAGCUUUUUGUUUGAUUGGCCUCUGUUAACUUGUGUAUAUGAAUUAGAAUGGAGGCAUGAGAAUAUGUUGCUAGAUAAUGGACGGUACCUAAUGUGCAUUUGACUGUUUCAGAAUAACCACUGACUUUUUCACGAAUGCUUGUGGAGAAUCUGACCAGCUGUAUAGUAAAAAGGGAAUGAAUCCAGUGAUUGUUAGUCUGCGUUCUGUAGUGUGAGAGGUCAAUGUGAUGUUGCUUUAUGUUUUAUAUAUGGCUUCUAGCUCGCUUUCUGCCGCAGAAUGAGGUACUUUCAAUGACAAUGCCCUGCUUUUCAUAGCUGAGAGGUUUUGUACAUGCAUAAAUACACAUGAAGAAAUUAAACACCUGUGAGUGAUUUCUUUGUCAACUAUGUAAAAUUCAAAAUAAA
Molecule: messenger RNA, 4331 nt
Organism: Megalops cyprinoides (Indo-Pacific tarpon)
Lineage: Eukaryota; Metazoa; Chordata; Actinopteri; Elopiformes; Megalopidae
Product: DENN domain-containing protein 2B-like
Exons: 21
Coding region: 130-3717 (1195 amino acids)
Biological process (GO): positive regulation of ERK1 and ERK2 cascade
Source: RefSeq, a predicted model, not a curated record